AUGCCCCCAGAACCUCACUCUAGUGGUACUACCCGAAAAAGUCGGGAAUGUCGCUCGACGGGCUCUACCAAGCAGGUCCGUUUCCCUACGCGGCGCAGGAGAGUUCGGGGCCAGAGCAAUGGGGUCCAGAAACGAGAGAACUCGUCGUUGAAGCGAGGAAAUUCAUCGUUGGAGCGAAAAGGCCCGUCGUUGAAGCAGCAGACAUUGACACAGAUGAGUUUCGUCUCGUCAUUCGGUGAAGAAGUUACCUUGGCCUUGACGGAUGACGAUGCCUCAGAUGAAGACAGGACAGCUUGUGACAAGAGUGGCUUGACGGUUCCUCAACGGGAAUCUGAAACUCUGUUAACAAAGGAGCCACUAGAGUUGGCGACAAGAGAAGAUGCCAUCAUUAUUCAAGAUUCCUGUGGCUCAACUUACGACGGCUCUGACGAUGACGAUGCACCAGCCGGUGUCAACAUCUCUCCUCCACAAUGGCCUGAACAUGUACAGGAAGCUGCUGCGAUGCCUCCCCGAUCUGUGGAAUGGGCCGGUUCGUUGGAUGUAGUUAGAGAUUCUCCACGGCGCCGUGCGCAUCUGAGCAGAAAUCUGGAGGAAUUGGAAAGCACCCAGAGCUCUCAAGAAGACGGCGCAUCGUUAUCGGCACAUGUCCAUUUUGCAGCUGUGGAAGCGGAUGACCGGGAAAUUCCAGACUCGGACGAGGAAGACAAUGAGGAGCUGCAGCUGAGAGAUUUCAGCAGGCUGAUACACCAAGAAACGCUCUACGCCGGCCACGAGACUCAACUUAUUAUGCAGGAAAUGGCUUCUUUGGAGGACCCGGUACUAACCCCUGAGAAUUCACCAAACAGAAGACAGCCGACGGCGUCUCAUAAUUCGCUCGCCUUGACGCCAUCGGAUGGAAUUGUGGAUGGCAAACAUGACUUUCUGAUGGAAGAUACUCAGAGCCAGCCUACUGCAAUACCACAAACUCCUGCCUUCUCAUUACCAUCAUCACAAACGACGCAAGUCGGCCCCGAUGACCAAACUGGUUUCAGCCAAGGGCAUAAUAAUCACCACGCUCCAACACAUACACAAUUGCCCAGUCAGGGUCAGAUCUUUGAGUCUCAGCGCGUGCCACUUCAAAUUCUCCAGUCUCUCGCCCCAGUAUCCGCGCGCACGGAUAUCCUCAUUCCCACGCCAUCCGAAGUACUUGAUCCCAUCAUUAGCGGCUCCGAGGCAUUUGUCCAUCUUGCUUAUCGAGUGCCCGAAGAAGUCCAGCGGUUCUGGCUAUUCAGCCACGGUUUAUUACGCUACAUGGCCUGUAUACAGCCUGGCAGGCCUCACGGUCGUGGCUGGGAUUACCAGAUUGACCAAGUCUAUCAGCUCAAUAACGCAUUGGAAGAGCGUGAUAUGCAAGAAGAAGGAUGGGUAAAUGGCGAGGUCCGACGAUACAUUUACCUUCCUCCGGCAAUAGCGGGCCAGCUUCUGUGGAAUUUGAGAUGCGCCACGUUUGGCCAAGAUAGAUCACAAAAAGACGAUAAGAUUGAAAUAUCAUCAAAUCACCCGACAUCCAGCCAUAAGGACCCGACUAGUUCAGCUACCACUCUACAGUCAGCCAAAACUAGUACUGCUUACAUCCGUGACCACGAUACUGCUGGCCAGCCAAGCAGCUUAAUCUUACAAGACUAUGGGAGCUCUACAGCUACUCUCCCGGCUAAUGCUGUCUUUGGCUCAUCUCCGCUUUUGACAAAGAGCCAAAUGCUCUCUGACAGUUUGAUAAGCGAUAAACUAUAAUACCAUUGGAGCGCUGAAAGAAGAAAAUAAUGGUCAAAAAGAUGGACUUAAGCUAGCUAUCAUCUCUGCUUGAAUUAUCACGCUUACCAAUAUGUGGAUGCCCCUUGCUUCAUUAUCGUUAGCAUCUUGACGGCCUUUCCAUAGAAGCCACUAUGAUUGAUAUAUAUAUACAGUCUUAGCAUGAAGGCUUAUUAUGAAGACUUGGUAGCGGCAAA
This is a messenger RNA of Trichoderma atroviride IMI 206040, 1985 nucleotides long. RefSeq lists its product as uncharacterized. The record is from RefSeq and is a predicted model, not a curated record. NCBI's taxonomy places the organism in Eukaryota, Fungi, Ascomycota, Sordariomycetes, Hypocreales, Hypocreaceae.